Messenger RNA from Chironomus riparius, 5979 nucleotides. Lineage: Eukaryota; Metazoa; Arthropoda; Insecta; Diptera; Chironomidae. The record is from the annotation of a GenBank genome assembly.
CGCUGGCUUGCGGUCUCUCGCGUAAAUUUGCGAUUUAGGAAGAAAAACUUUUUUUUAUUUCCAGUUUUAGUUGGGAUUUAGAUUUCAUGCGAAACUUAACGUGUACGUGGGCACUAAAAUUGACGAUUUAUAUUUGCUGGAAACAAAUUUAUUUGUCGGAUUUUUCGGUGUACUUGUAAAACGUUAAUUUAUUGUAUCUGCAGUUUUCGAACAUCCAAUUGAAUUUUUCGUUCAACAUAUACUACAAUUUAAAAGCGACAGUUUUUUCGUAUAAUAUUUAUCGACAUAAACGCUUCAUUCCGACUAUAGUGUUCAUUGCCUACAAAUUCGUUUGUUAUUUAAAAUACAAGAAAAAAAAGAACUUUUUACGGACAAUUGGCUUCAAUUUUCGGAUUUUUAGAACAUCACAUAUCGUCCGCAUGUAUGUGCAAUAUAAACACAUGUGUGGCAUAUAGAAAUAUUUUGGAUUAAUACAUGAAAUAGUGCGAAAAAAAUUUCAUGUUUUUCAACAACGCAUAACAGUUUUUAAAGUGGUUUCGAAUUAAAGCUAAAGCAGCAGCAACAACAUCAAAAGAGGAAAUAUUUGUGGCAUGCGUGGCUAUUUCAAGUGGUAAAAGUUGCAAAUUAGACCAAUAUAUAUAUAUAUUGUAGUUAAUAAAGAAUAUGCAAGUGUAUGAGUGAGUUGAAAUAAGCAUAUUCUUAAGAAAAUCAAGCCAAAGUGAAGAAGAAUAUAUACCUAUUAAAGUUUUAAGAAGAAGUGAAGAAGUGAAUGUGAAACUUGUCUCAAAUCGAAAUAUCAUCAAAAAGUUACGAAACGAACAACAGAAACGUCAACGUUGCCUUAGCAAGAGAAAAUUUUCUCUCUUCUUUUUACCUAAAUACUAAAAAAGAGACGGCAAAAGUGGAAAUAAAAAGCAAUACAAGAAGUUUAAAGCCAGCAAGACAAGCAGAGGGAAAUAAAAUAAGUCUGUUGCAGUUUAAUGACAAUUUCCAUUUCAACAUCAUAAUCAUCUGAAUAUUUAUGUCUCAUUUUUUUCUGGUUCAGUUUAUGAGCUACAAGAGAACGAUAAAGUUCAUCGUUGUGUAUAACUCACGUGUCUUGCAUUAAAAAAUUUAUGCUCCCUAUUUAUACUUAAUUGUGAAAUAAAAUUGCAAAGUUUAGCUAUGCUUUUUUUUUGCAAAAACGUGUACUGUGCAAAGGUGUGAUUGUCACUAAUUUUGAAUGGUGGAGUUUUUUUAUGUGCUCAAGAAAAUAGUGAGAAAAUGUGCCAACUGAUGAAUAAACUAAAUUGUCUUUUCAAUUCAAAUAAUUAGUAAAAAUUCUAAGAACUUGAAGAAAAACAAAUAAAAUUAUCUAUGUGUGUUGAGACAAUUAGCAAAAAUUUAGAUUUCAAAAAAGAAUAAUCACUUGUGUCUCAAGAGUCACCAUUCUCAUCAUUCCUACCAAAAAUGUUGUAUAAAGUCAAUAUCAAGUUUUUUAAUAUUUUUCUACUAAUUGUUGGAUUCCAAACGAUCUCAUGGAAUGAUUUUGUCCAUGCCAAUGAGGUAACGACAGUUCCAACACCUGCUUCCGAGAUUACAACAUUAUCAUUACAAUCAAAUACAAAUGUGCCUCCAAACAUUUCUCAUCCCACCUCAACAUCGUUAUCAUUAUCUACAGAAAGUGAUGUGACUACAAAUAUACCAAAUGAACAUCAGGAGAAGCAACAUCAGCAUGAUGAUUCAUUAAAAGUUUUACCUUUAGAUGUGAUGAUAAAGAAUAAAACAAAUUUAUCGCAUGAUGAAGAUGAUUCGACCGUGACCUCAUCAACCCAAUUAUCAAUGACCGUAAAUUUAUAUGACGAUAUGAAGAAAACAGUUGAAAAACCAGAAUUUAUUGAAAACAGUAGUGAUAGAAGUAAUAAUGAGCAUACGAUGAUGGUACAAUUUGUCAAUAAUGAUAGUGAUAAUCAGGCAAAUCAACCUCAAAUGAUACCAGUAAUCAAUGAUGAAACGGAUGAUAAGAAAAAUCAUUCAUCUGAUGUUGUUAUGGAAAAAGAAGGUCGUUCCAUUAAUUUUCCACUCGAAAUCUUGGGUAAUAAUCAAAACAGCACGGAGUCCAGUCACAUGCAGAUCAAUUUUGUAACAACCAGUACUGAUAAAUCGCCUAUAAUUUCAUUCUUUGAUUUGAGUGAUGUAAGCAUGGAUCAUGACGAUGAUUAUGAUGAUGAAAAUUCUGAAAAAAAGAAAAGUGAAUAUUUAAAUUUGAAAAAGGACAAAAAACAAGUUGUAUCUAAAGAUAAAAUCGAUGUUGAUAAGAAAAUCGAAUGUUCGUAUAAUGGAACUUUUUAUAAGGUCGGAGAGCAAUUGAAUAAAGAAUGUGAAGAGAGCUGCAUAUGUCAAAAAGGUGGUAAAUGGAGCUGCGAGCCGAGAUGCCAGGGUGCUAUGAUAAAUAGGAAGGAUGAAAAACUUAAAAACUUAGAUUCACAUUGCUUUGAGCGAUUAUCAAGUGAUGAAUGUUGUUCCAUUGUGAGAUGUGAUUCGAGCAGCGAUGACGCAAUUGUUUUUGAAGGUGAAGUGAAUCAAGCGCGUUCAUCGAAUACAAACACAACGAAUGACGUAUUAAUGUCAGAAAAGUUAGUGGAAAAACCCCUGUUUCUACCAACGAUGCCACCUACAUCAUCCGAUUCUCUAGAACAUGAAAAUCAAUCGUCAAAAGUUGUUGUGUGCACAUAUAAAGAUAAAAUGUAUGCAGUUGAUGAACGCAUCGAAAUUGGAUGCGAUGAGAUUUGUUCAUGUCAUAAAAAUGGUGAAAUGAUUUGUGUGCCGCGAUGUGCCAAAAUGAAUAUGACAUAUUCAGAUCAUUGCGUGACUGUCAAAGAUACAAAGGAUGCGUGUUGCGAAGUACAACUAUGUGACGUUUCAUUUGAUGAUCAUGAGCAAAAUGGAUUUAUUCCAAUGACAGGGCAGUCAAGAGAAGACGGUACAGAUCUCGAAACUAUUGAAUGUGAAUACAAAGGGAAAAAAUAUAGUUUGAAUGAUCAAUUUCAUGACGAAUGUGACUCAUUAUGCUUUUGUGAUACUACAGGUGUUCAAUGUUCUAAAAUUCAGUGUCCAUCAACAUUCGGAUUAGAUGUUGUCGAUCCACAUUGCCUUAAAUGGGAACCUGAACCAGCUACUUUUCGUGCAAUUGCACCAAAAUGUUGUCCUGAAAGAAUGCGAUGCAUUGAUAAUGGUACAUGCGAAUAUAAAAGUCAAAUGUUUGAUAAUUGGUCUGAAAUCCCCUCAAAUAUUUCCGGGUGCGAGCAACAUUGUUUUUGUGAAGGUGGCAAAGUAGAGUGUCGACCAGUUUGUCCACCAGUUACUGCUCUACCACCAGCAUCACUUCGUUGUAAUGAAAAAUAUGCAAAACUUGUUUCAAUUGAUGAUGAAGAUGACUGUUGUAAGCAAUGGGUCUGCAGUGAAAAUAGUGAAGCUGACAAAUCUAUGACUUCAUCAGAUCCCGCAAUGGCCAUUAACAAUAAAGACAGUAAUAAUAGUAAUAAUAAAAAACCUCAUGACUCCGAUAAAUUUAUACCAACGAAAAUGCCACCAUCGGACCAUGAAAAUGAUACAAGCGACAUUAAUUCUGAAGAAGAUGAUCAUAAAGUUGAGGUGCCAUUUUAUCCUACUAUUGAUGGAAAACCACCAAAAACACAGCAAGAAAAGCUUUACAAAAAAUAUCAUAACAAAGAUACAAAAAAUAAAGAUCAAAGCACAUUCAUUUCUAAUCCAAAUUACGAAAACAAGCAUUAUAAUAUUUAUGAAAAUCAUGAUCAUAAUGAAGAAUUAAGGCCACAUCAGCCAGGACCAGGAUUUUUCAAUCCUGAUACGAGUAAAAAUCAAUAUCCUGAACUAUCAGGACAUGAACAUUCCCAAAUACCUGUCGACAAACAGUUGUUUAAUAUUUUGGGACAAAAUCCACAGAAUCUUCCUCCACAUAUUAGAAUCGAUCAAUUAUUACAGCACAUUCAAGGUCAAGAUCAUCAGAAUCAAGGUCCAUUAAUACACGGGCAAAAUAUUAAUAUACCAUUUCAACCAAUUAUUCCAAAUGGAAUUAAUUAUAAUCAAUUUAACGAAAACGGAGAUCAUAUACAUAGACCAGGCAUUGGUUUCAAUCACAUUCAACCUAAUUUAGAAGUUCUUGCGAUUGACGCAAUUGAUUCACGUAGAGUGCGUGUCAUCUUUGUUGUACCACAAAUUUAUGUUGGCCUACAUGGACGUGUCGAAUUGAGAUUUACAAAUCAACCAAAUAAUAAUGAUACGAAGAGAUGGCAAUCACAGAUUUUUGCCCCUCCAGAUGAUUUGAUUGCAACAUCACAAUUGGAAUUUGAAUUAAGUUCUCUCGAACCGAAUUCAGAGUAUCGUGUGAAAAUAACCUUAAUAUUACGCGAUUUGCCUGCACAACCAUCUAGUCAAGUUUAUACUGUUCAAACACCUGCCGAGCGUACCAUAACACCGCCAUCAAUUGAUAAUUAUCAGCCAACACAAAUGAUUGACAUAUUAGAUAGUCUUGAGGAUCCAGAACUACAAGCAAGUGAAAUUAAUUCGACAUUCAUUAAAUUUGUAUGGAACAAAAUACCCGAUGAUGUUAUGCAAUACGUAGAUGGCAUUCAGUUACGUUACAAGGAGCUUAGUGGUAAAGUUUAUGAUGCUACACCGCUGAUUCAUCGUGCUUUAACAUCAUACACAUUAGAUAAUUUGAAACCCGAGAUGACAUAUGAAAUCGGUCUAUUCUAUAUACCAUUUCAUGGUCAUGGUGCUGAAUUGAGAGUAGGCGAAAGACUUGAGGUGACCACAAGUCAGAAAAUUAACACAUACGGAUUCGAAGUUAUUGUGAAUGUCACAAAGAUAAAACCAACAACUGUUGAGGUCGUUUGGAAUGGUGUGCCGUAUCCUGAAGAUAAAUACAUCAAUAUUUUCCGUGCAAUAUAUCAGAGUGAUUCAGGAAAAGAAGACUCUAGUGUAUUUAAAGUUGCUAAACGUGAUUCAACAACAGGAACUAUCAUUAAAGAUCUUAAACCCGGAACGAGAUAUCGCUUGUGGCUCGAGAUGUACUUAACAAAUGGUGGUAUCAAGAAAAGCAAUGUUGUGAAUUUCUUAACCAAACCUGGCCCACCACCCUCAACUGAUAAAUUGCUAACCGCGGGUAGUACAUCACAGGGCGAUUAUUAUGGCCCACUUGUGGUCGUUGGGGUUAUUGCUGCUUUAGCUGUCAUGUCAACAAUCAUUCUAUUAUUGAUACUUACGAGGAGGCGCAUCCAAAGUGCGACCAUAACGCCACCAAGAAAAAAUGACGUAAGCUAUGACAACCCAAGUUACAAAGUUGAAAUACAGCAAGAGACUAUGAACCUUUGAGACAGCCAAUGAAUUACCAUUAUCUUUCAAAUGAAAUUGGAAAAUAAAUUUUGUGUAAAAACAUAAUUUAUUGAGCAAAAAUAGACUUGAGUAAAAUAUAUAUAUAUAAAUAUAAAAAAGGGAGAACGGAGAACGAGAAAUAUCACAUAAACGUAAAAAUUCAUCACAGAUUUGUUUUUAAGUGCUGCUGUAAAUAAUAAACAUAAAAAAUAAUUAUUACUUAAUAAAUAGAAUGUAAGGAUCUGUAAAUAUAAAAAGCAGGCAUCGUAAAAUUAGAUUCCAGUGAACACUCACAUCACAAAAUACACACUCAUGUAUACACACAGAUAGGAAAAUGAAUGGAUGAAAAAUUUAAUGGAUGUCAUUUAACCGCCCUCGCAUAAAAUAUCGCAAAAGAAAAUUAUUAAGAAUGAACAUUGAAUUGAAGAAAAUUUAAUUUGUAAUUUUAUGUGCAUUAUGGACAGUACAUACAUACUUUUUUCCAACAUUUUAUGAUAGAAUUUUCGAUGAAAUUUAUAUUUUUUAUGGACCAUUUCUUUAAUAAAAUGUAAUUUAUCAAAAAAUUGUAAUGCGAACUAAAAUAAUUAACCAAUAAAACUUUUA